UUGAGCCUGCAGGCGGACAUGGCUUGAUCUCUGCGGGAAGUUUCAGGAAAUACAACAGGUGGACGUGCUCCGAAAAUGAUCCGCACCCUGCCGUAGCUCCUCUCGAGGCUGUGUUUAUUACCCACAACAGUUUCUACGAGCUUCAAGACGUGGACAGGUGACAUCAUGGAGGACAGCAACCUCAACGACUCUAACGUCAAAGUCGCUGUUCGUGUCCGACCCAUGAACAGAAGAGAAAAGGAUUUGAAAACAAAAUGUGUGGUGGAGAUGGAGGCAAACCAGACCAUUUUACAUCCUGCAAUCACAAACGUCAGCAAAGGAGACCCAAGGAAUCAGCCCAAGGUGUUUGCCUAUGACCACUGUUUCUGGUCCAUGGAUGAAACUGAAAAAGACAAAUUUGCAGAUCAAGAAGUUGUGUUUCAGUGUCUCGGAGAGAGUUUGCUGAACAAUGCUUUCCUGGGCUAUAAUGCCUGCAUCUUUGCUUAUGGACAGACGGGCUCAGGGAAGUCCUACACCAUGAUGGGCUCGGCCGAGCAGCCGGGUCUGAUCCCUCGGCUCUGCAGCUCGUUGUUCGGCAGGAUCGUGCACGAGGCCCGCGAGGGCGAGAGCUUCACCGUGGAGGUCUCCUACAUGGAGAUUUAUAACGAAAAGGUCAGAGACCUGCUGGAUCCCAAAGGAAGUCGACAGGCCCUGAGGGUCCGAGAGCACAACGUUCUGGGUCCCUAUGUUGAUGGUCUCUCACGCCUGGCUGUGGCCAGCUACAAGGACAUAGAGUCUCUGAUGUCAGAGGGAAAUAAAUCUCGAACGGUGGCGGCCACAAACAUGAACGAGGAGAGCAGCAGGUCACACGCUGUGUUUAAUAUCAUCCUCACACACACGCUCAUGGACCUGCAGUCUGGGACAAGUGGUGAGAAAGUGAGCAAGCUGAGUCUGGUGGAUCUGGCUGGCAGUGAGCGGGCGGCCAAGACCGGAGCAGCAGGGGAAAGACUCAAAGAAGGCAGCAACAUAAAUAAAUCUCUCAGCACUCUAGGUUUGGUCAUCUCUGCCUUGGCUGACCAGGGAGCUGGGAAGAACAGAAGCAAGUUUGUUCCCUACAGAGACUCUGUCCUCACCUGGCUCCUCAAGGACAGUUUGGGAGGAAACAGUCGCACCGCCAUGGUGGCCACCAUCAGCCCAGCUGCCGACAACUACGACGAAACACUGUCCACGCUGCGCUACGCCGACCGGGCGAAGAGCAUCGUCAACCACGCAGUGGUCAAUGAAGACCCCAACGCCAGAAUCAUCCGGGAGCUGAGAGAGGAAGUGGAGAAGCUGAGGGAGCAGCUGACCGAAGCUGAGUCCAUGAAGGCUCCCGAGCUGAAGGAGCGACUGGAGGAGUCUGAGAAACUGAUCCAGGAGAUGACGGUCACAUGGGAGGAUAAGCUCAGAAAGACAGAGGCCAUCGCUCAGGAGCGUCAGAGGCAGCUGGAGAGUUUGGGCAUUUCCCUGCAGUCUUCAGGCAUCAGAGUGCUGGAUGACAAAUGUUUCCUGGUCAACCUGAACGCAGACCCUGCCCUCAACGAGCUGCUGGUGUAUUAUCUCAAAGACCACACACGUGUCGGCUCAGCUGACUCGCAAGACAUUCAGCUGUGUGGAAUGGCGAUCCAAGCCGAACACUGCAUCAUCGACUUGACAGAAGACAAUGGCGUCAUGCUCACGCCUCACCGCAAUGCCAGAACAUGUGUGAACGGAGCCGUGGUGACCGCUCCAGUCCAGCUUCAACAUGGAGACCGAAUUCUCUGGGGCAACAACCACUUUUUCAGGAUCAACCUGCCACGACACAUGGGCCGUGCUGCGGGGGAGGAUGAGGACAGUGGUGCUGCCAUGAAGACCAGCCUGAGCACUGAUCACCUGGAGGUGGACCAUGAAGGCACCAGUGACGUGUCCAGCGAAUUGAGUUUUGGCUAUGAGUUUGCACAAGCUGAAGUCAUGAUGAAAGGCAUGGGCAACAACGACCCGCUGCAGUCCGUCUUGCAGACCCUGGAGCGCCAGCACGAGGAAGAAAAGCGCUGCGCGCUGGAGCGUCAGAAGCAAAUGUACGAGCAGGAACUGCAGCAGCUUCGACUCCGUCUGACUCCAGAGAAACAGUCCGCCCAUCUUGAUGUCACAGGACUGACCCCUAACGUCACUGCAACCGGGACAUCACCCGGCUCGCACAAGCGCAUGCGCCGCUGGAGUGAGGACAGGGAGGCCAUGAUGACGCGCAGCCUGCGUCGUCUCAGGGAGCAGAUCGUUCGAGCAAACCUUUUGGCUCAAGAGGCUCAGUUCAUAGCCGAGGAACUCAACAAGAGGACGGAAUACCUGGUGACUUUGCAGAUACCUGCUGCCAAUCUGGAUGCUAACAGAAAGCGGGAUGUUGUGUUGAGCGAGCCAGCCAUUCAGGUCCGCCGCAAAGGAAAGGGCAAGCAAAUCUGGGCCCUGGAGAAGAUGGAGAACCGCCUGGUGGACAUGAGAGAACUCUACCAGGAGUGGAAGGGCUUCGACGAGGACGAUCCGGUGAUGCGAUCGUAUUUCAAACGUGCCGACCCGUUCUUCGACGAGCAGGAGAACCACAGUCUCAUUGGAGUGGCCAACGUCUUCCUGGCGUGCCUCUUCUACGAUGUCAAACUCCAGUAUGCUGUGCCUAUCAUCAACCAGAAGGGGGAGGUCGCAGGUCGACUGCACGUGGAGGUUUGGCGAGGAACUGAAAGCACAGAGGACGAGAGUUCACAACAGUUGAACACCGAAGGAGAAGCUCAGGAGCGGAAACUGGACUGUGUGGUGAAAAUUCUCCAGGCGACAGGCCUGCCUCGCCACCUGUCCAACUUUGUAUUCUGCCAGUAUCACUUUUGGGGUCAGGAGGAGGUCGUGUUCAUCGCCCCAGAGAUGGCAGAGUCCAAUUCAUCUUCUGCCUCUAAAGACCCUCAGUGCACAGUGGUGUUCGACAGUGCAAAGGAGUUGUCUGUGCCAGUGUCGGAGGACUUUGUGGAGUUUUUGGCAGAAGGAGCCGUGGCAAUAGAAGUAUACGGCCACAAACAGGCCAAUCAUCGCAGGAACCUGGCACUGUGGGACCUGGGAGUCAUUCAAGCCAAGACCCGGUCGCUGAGAGAGAGGUGGAGUGAGGUGACCCGUCGACUAGAGCUGUGGGUGCAGGUGAUGGAGCUCAACGAAGCUGGAGAGUUCACUGCCGUUGAGGUUCUUCCAGGAAAAGAUGUCCGAACUGGAGGAAUCUUUCAGCUCAAGCAGGGUCAGUCUCGGCGUGUUCAGGUGGAGGUGCGGCCUGUUCCAGAUUCCGGCACGAUGCCACUGAUCUCCGUCUCCAUCCUGUCUGUGUCCAUCGGAGACGUCAAAGUCCAACAGCCACGCAUCACCAAAGGAAGGGAACCUCAAUGGGGUGCCGGUGAGGACAUGGACAGCUACCAAGAGGUGGACUUGGAGAGGAUGAGGGAGCAAUGGUUGCUGACCCUCACUCAGAGGCAGGAGUACCUGGAUCAACAGCUGCAGAAGAUUGUCUCCAAACCAGAUAAGUCAGAGGACGAUGUUGAGAGGGAGUCUCAGCUGCUGGAGUGCCGACUGACUCUGACAGAGGAACGUAACGCCGUUCUGGUGCCGUCUGCUGGCAGUGGCAUCCCCGGAGCGCCAGUCGAGCGAGUCCCUGAUCCUGGCAUGGAAACACACAUCCCAGUUCUGUUCCUGGAUCUCAGUGCCGACGAUUUCCAGUCAAACCUCUCCGCGCCACUCGCCGGAGGACUGGACGCUUUCCUAAACGGAGAGGAUGAAGACGAGUUCUUUGACCUUCACAUUGUGAAACAUUAUGACCCAGAGGUGAAGGUGGAAGCGUCCUGGGACUCCACUGUCCACGAGUGCCCAGAGUUAAGUCGCGUUGCCUCCACAGAGCAGAGGGUUUACCUCACAGUUCGGGUGGUCCUCCAGCUGAGCCACCCGGCCCACAUGCAGCUCGUCCUAAGGAAGCGCAUCUGUGUGAAUCUAACCGGGAGACAGGGCUUUGCUCAGAGCCUCCUGAAGAGAAUGUCCCAGCGCAGCACCAUCCCUGGCUGUGGAGUCACUUUUGAAAUCGUCUCUAACAUCCCCGGAGACAUCCACGGUCCAGAGGACAGAGAGAUGUUGGCACGCCUGGCCGCCAGCGCUGAAGACGAGCAGUCCGCCGAUAGCGAAGCGGCUAUCGAGAAGUACCUGCGCAGCGUUCUGGCCGUGGAGAACAUUCUCACUCUGGACCGACUCCGCCAGGAGGUGACGGUGAGGGAGCAGCUGGCUGUGAAAGGAAAAACUCCACGUCGCUGCCUCAGCUCGCCCAACGUCCACCAACUUUCAACCAGCAACCUGGAGCUUUACUCUGCCUGUCACAGGCUCAAUGACUUCAAGGGCUGGGAGAGCCACCAGGACCUCUCCGUCUCGUCCGCUGCCCCCCGGCGCACCCUCACCUCCUCCAUAUCUCAGAACUUGAACCCAGAAACAGUGAAGGCCGUUCCCAAACUCCUGAGGUCGCUGCUUCCUGGCGGAUGGGAGGAGAGCAGAGAGGGGACGGCGUCCACUCAGCAGACUUUGCCUCGGAUCAUGGUGCAGUCGGCCAGUGUGGAGGAAGGUCUGAGCAAACAGCAGCAGGUUCACCACGAGGAGGUGUUCUCACCUGAAGUCCCCGCAGACCGGACCGUGCCCCUCCCGCCGCCUAUCAUCCGAGAGACGGAUGACGGCAGCCCGGUGAGCGAAGCCUCCAGCGGCUACAUGUCCACCAGUAUUUCUACGGCAACCCUGUCGGAGGUCUACACGCUGAGCUGGGACCUUCCCCCGGCCAGCGGUGCCAGGACCGACGGCUCAGAGGACGCGGCAGCGGAGGGAGUUCGUGGAGCGUCUGGACUGGGACAGGAGUCACCCGUGGAUGGUGACUCUGUAGGUGCUUCGAAUCCUCCUCAGCGGAUCUCAGAGGAGGCACGAGAGCCGCACAGUGAUGUGGAGCUGGAGCAGUCUAAACAAAAACAAGACCCACCAGUCACUGGAUCAGAACCAGGUCCAGAAGAAGCUUCAACGGCGGUCGGCAUGAUAGAGGCACAGGACACUGCAGAAGAGGAAAAACCUGCCCUGACUCAAGUUUUGGAGCCACUUCCUGCCCAGUCACAGGGCUCCAGGGAGCAUCUUCUCGACUCCACCGAAACUGCAGUCAGUGCUCCAUCUGACAAGGUCCAACCAAGGUUAGAGUCCUCAGCUAAGCCUCCUCCGUCUGGUGAUGGACCGACCAAACCUGCGCUGGCAGCCAGCCCCUUCAAGAUCCAGAAGGUCCAGUCAUCUGACCUCAAGUCAUUCCAACGGAUGGUGGGCGAACAGGACAGAGGCGGCAGCACCGGACCUCAGCUGACCGUUCCCGUGGAGACACUGGAAAUCAUCUCCGAUUCUGAGGAAGGAGACGCCGCGGCCAGCGUGUGUCCCGACUGGCUGAAGGAAGGAGAGUUUGUGACGGUGGGAGCCAACAAGAGCGGGACCGUGCGGUACGUGGGACCCACGGACUUCGCUCAGGGCACCUGGGUGGGCGUGGAACUGGAGGUACCAGCAGGGAAGAACGACGGCUCUGUGGGCGGGAAACACUACUUCCACUGUAACCCAGGUUACGGUGUCCUGGUCAGACCCAACAGGGUGAGCCGGGGCGGAGCCAAGCGCCGCCGUCAGAGCCAGCAGAACAAACGGCGCAGCGCCAACUUUUCCGGAUCCACACCAAACCUGGCAGCUCUGACUGCUCUAGCUAAAGGUGAGGGCGCGGCGCCACCCUCAGGCAGGAACAAAGGGGAGAACCGUAAAUCCUGGAACACUUGAACUGGUCACUUUGACCUUAAGGAGGACAGAGGAUGGGAUCUAUCAUCCGUCACCUCCUCAGAAAGAGAUUUUAACUCACGAGUAAAGAUGAAUUAAACUCAAACAAAGUUGCCUAAAGUAAUGUGAUUUGUUCGUGGGGCACUUCAUGCCAAAAACAUUGUCUUCCCAGCGACUGAGAAGGUUCCUAACAUGACUAAAUCACUUUAAUACUUCACUUGAACACAACCGCCUCAGUAACAACGCAGUGUUUCUAAAAACUGUUUCACAGCGCCGGACACUUUCAGAAUCAUUUCAUUCACAACCUUUUAACGGUGAGGCUACGAGUGCCGCGUGUCGGUACGGGGUUCAACUGAUGCCAAAAGACCACUUAAACAGAUACAGCUCGCCUUGAAACCACAGCAAAUCCGAAAUGCCUUAAUCGUAUCUCUUUUAAGAACCGGUCAUGAAUGUGUAUUUCUACUCUUUUUAGCAACAAACAUGCACAUUUUUUACUGUACUCUGCUCAGUCUGACUGUAAGGGUGAAUGUCUUUUUUUAAAUCAGUACAGGGGGGAUGUUUGUCUUUAUCACUGUGACAUAUUUAUUAAAAGACGCUUUGUUAAUAAAAUACUUGAAGUUUUGCUUU
This is a messenger RNA of Synchiropus splendidus (mandarinfish), 6465 nucleotides long. RefSeq names its product kinesin-like protein KIF13B. Gene Ontology annotation, cellular component: adherens junction. Lineage: Eukaryota; Metazoa; Chordata; Actinopteri; Syngnathiformes; Callionymidae. The transcript has 41 exons. Gene Ontology annotation, molecular function: ATP binding; cell adhesion molecule binding; microtubule binding. The record is from RefSeq and is a predicted model, not a curated record. Gene Ontology annotation, biological process: regulation of protein localization; microtubule-based movement. The coding region runs from base 166 to 5841 and encodes 1891 amino acids.